Acanthoscelides obtectus is the source of this 476-nucleotide messenger RNA. Lineage: Eukaryota; Metazoa; Arthropoda; Insecta; Coleoptera; Chrysomelidae. The record is from the annotation of a GenBank genome assembly.
GUCAGAAUCAUGGUUGCCAUGCAACCGCUACUUUCCUGCUAUCCACUAAUGUCAUUUCAUUUGUUCGUUGUGGAUGUAUAUCUGAAAGUGCAUCUAGAUACCCAUGCCUGGUGUCAAAUGAACAAUGCCGAUUGUUAUUUGUUUCCAAUCCGAUUUGCCGUUGCCAAUGCGUACUUGAUCCGUUGGAUCGGAAAUUUCAGGCUGACAGAACAGGGGAUAAAAGUCAAAAGCAUGAACAAUUUGAUGGAAAUCCUACUUUACUGCUAUUCAUAAAGAAGCAACAGGAAUUCUUCGACAACAAAUAUCUUGUUAAUAUGACUUUUCUUGAUGUUAUGACGCCACUAUGUUUACUGAGUUAUUACCCCAGGCGCUGGGCUUAUAAAAAAUACAGUUUCUGACACUAGUCAGCAUUUACCACUUGAAAUCCUUAUUAGUUUUGUGUUUACAGUGACCGUGCUGUUUUUCUGGUAGGCAGA